UGAGGAAGCACCAUCUCCAGCAAUUCCUAACCCCCUUCCUAUCUCCACUUCAAAAAGGCAGAACCAGGAGAGGAAACGGAAAGAGCGGGUGCACAUUCUCACUCGAGCUGUCGUCACUCUUUGAUUUUGACUCAGAACGGUUGGUUUUCACUGUCUUCCUGAGAUGAGUGUACUCUAAAAAAGAAAAUUCUGGGCUUGAAGUUCCAUUCUAUUGUUUGUAACCGGACAGAUUCUAAAGGGUAUUGAGAGAUGUCGGCAGCCGUAUUGUGGGUCGUGACUCCAGUCGGUAAGGAGAGGACUGUCAUCCAGUUUCUGGAUGGAAGGAAGAGAUGCUUGAGAUUCUCAAGUGGCUUCUCUGUUGUGUCGAGCAUGGUAGCGAACCCAUCGGGCAGUGCUGUGUUCCCUACUUCAGAGCAGAAGGUCUAUGAAGUUGUGUUGAAGCAGGCUGCUUUGAUUAAGGAGCAGAAGAGCGCAGACAGGUUUCUUGAUGCUAAGAUUGAAGGCAUGCCUUCGGACCUGCCACUGCUGGAUGAAGCUUAUGACAGGUGUGGUGAGGUUUGUGCAGAGUAUGCAAAGACCUUUUACUUGGGAACCCUGUUGAUGACACCGGAAAGGCAGAGAGCUGUGUGGGCAAUCUAUGUGUGGUGCAGGAGAACUGAUGAACUGGUGGAUGGACCAAAUGCUUCGCAUAUAACACCUACUGCUCUCGAUAGAUGGGAGAGAAGGCUAAAUGAUCUGUUUAUGGGUCGUCCAUAUGACAUGUAUGACGCUGCUUUAGCAGAUACAGUCUUGAAAUUCCCGGUGGAUAUCCAGCCAUUCAAAGAUAUGAUUGAAGGGAUGAGAAUGGAUUUGAGCAAAUCAAGAUACAUGAAUUUUGAUGAACUGUAUCUCUAUUGCUAUUAUGUGGCUGGAACAGUUGGCCUCAUGAGCGUCCCAGUAAUGGGGAUUGCACCAGAUUCCAAGGCCACAACUGAGUCUGUCUACAAUGCUGCACUAGCACUUGGGAUCGCAAACCAACUCACCAACAUACUCCGAGAUGUUGGAGAAGAUGCUAGAAGAGGAAGAAUAUACCUUCCGCAAGAUGAGCUUGCAUGUGCUGGGUUGUCUGAUGAUGACAUCUUUGCUGGAAAAGUAACAGACAAAUGGAGAAAUUUUAUGAAGGAUCAGAUUAAAAGAGCAAGAUUAUUCUUUGAUGAAGCAGAAAAGGGAGUUACAGAGCUAAACCCUGCUAGUCGAUGGCCGGUCUGGGCAUCAUUAGUAUUGUACAGGCAAAUUUUAGACUCUAUUGAAGCCAACGACUACAAUAACUUCACAAAAAGAGCGUACGUGAGCAAGGCUAAAAAGUUCUUAUCACUGCCCAUUGCCUAUGCUAGAUCUUUGGUUGGACCUGCUAAAGCUCCGGGCAUAUUAAGAACAUGAUUUCAUUCUUAUUAAUUCUUAUUAAUUUUAGGUUCAACGCAGUAAGAUGUAUUUGUAAGCUCUUAAUUCUUUUCCAUAAAAAAAUGACUUCCCAGCUGUAAGUUCUUAUUUUUCCCAAGCAAAAGAAAAAAAGUUCUCUCUCUCUCUCUCUCUCUCUCUCUCUCUCUCUCUCUCUCUCUCUCUCUCUCUGUGUUUGUGUAUGGAGAGAGAGGAGAAAGAGAGACAGAGAGACCGGGGGGUUGUGGGGUGGGGGCUAGCAUUUGUCAUU
This is a messenger RNA of Nymphaea colorata (pocket water lily), 1687 nucleotides long. RefSeq names its product phytoene synthase 2, chloroplastic-like. Gene Ontology annotation, biological process: carotenoid biosynthetic process. Bases 250 to 1419 code for a protein of 389 amino acids. The record is from RefSeq and is a predicted model, not a curated record. The transcript has 6 exons. Lineage: Eukaryota; Viridiplantae; Streptophyta; Magnoliopsida; Nymphaeales; Nymphaeaceae. Gene Ontology annotation, molecular function: geranylgeranyl diphosphate synthase activity.